This is a messenger RNA of Drosophila bipectinata, 2916 nucleotides long. Its product is annotated as serine/threonine-protein kinase GA29083. The record is from RefSeq and is a predicted model, not a curated record. Lineage: Eukaryota; Metazoa; Arthropoda; Insecta; Diptera; Drosophilidae. Gene Ontology annotation, molecular function: ATP binding; protein kinase activity. Gene Ontology annotation, biological process: protein phosphorylation; intracellular signal transduction. Gene Ontology annotation, cellular component: microtubule; microtubule organizing center.
UUUCGUUUUUUCAAAAGUGGAUGCAGUGUGGUCACACAUACACACAAAUGGUCGGAUGGAAAAUUAUAAAUUUAAUUAAUUGAUUGAGCUCGAUUUUACUGUGUCCUUUAUCUUUUGAAAAAAAAAAAACUUCCCAUAUUGGUGUCUUAUUAAUUGGAACAAACCUUGUUGAAUUAAUUGGUACUACCAACAAAAGUAUCUAAAAAGAAAAUUAUUCAACCUGGCGUUUACUUCGUAUAAGGGAAAGUUUUGCUUUUCCAUCAAUAUAAAAUGUACAUUUACAUUAUACAGCUUGUAAUGUAAACCGGGAACGGAGUUUAAAGUGAUAUAAAAUAAUCAAAUCGAACUUAGAGCAUUUUAUGAAACUGCUGUGUUGGCUUACCGGAGCAAAUGAUUUUUUUCUAGAAAAGAAUGGAAGUACAUACAGUGGAAAUGAACAACUUGCAUUGCACUGCUGCUGUACUUUCCUCGAUUCAAUCUGCUCCGAUACCUUCCAACGCUACGCCCAUUAGAUCCGGAAUCAACAAUUCAUCCGUCGAUACAGAUUUCGUCGGGAAGUUAAACCAUCAAAAUGACAAUCGAAACUGCGACAGUCCCGGCAGCUCCAACUCUGAAUUGGAAAAAGAAAGUACCGUUAUUAAAAACCUAAAUUGUUCUUUAACUGGCAGUGACAGUUUGGGAAAAUCAAGUGGAUCUCUAAGUGGCGCCUCUUCAACAAACUCAGCAUUUCAGGGAAAUAAUACGAUUGAACCUUUAAAAAUCAAUGGGCCAGUCAGUGGGGACUCUUCUGGAGGAGCCUUAUCCACAUCUGUUCAAAUAAAGAAGCGAAUUUCGAGCAGUCGCACGCCUACUCGAAAAGCGCAUCGGAUAAAAUUUUACCGAAACGGAGAUCGUUUUUAUCCAGGUAUAACCAUUCCAGUAUCUAAUGAACGUUAUAGAUCUUUUGAGAGCCUCUAUGAAGACUUGACUCGACUGCUUGAAGAAAACGUCAAAAUACCAGGUGCCGUUCGAACUAUUUACAAUAUGUGUGGAAAGAAAAUAACCGCUCUGGAUGAGUUUGAAGAUGGCCAGAGUUAUGUUUGUUCCUGCAAUAAUGAAAAUUUCAAAAAGGUUGAUUAUAAUAGCUCUCAGACGCUUGCUAAUCUGACUCUGGCCACAAACGGUCGCUGUAUCAACCAGAGAUUAACGAAAAUACAGCGGCCCGGUUCCCCCCUUAAAAACGCAGGUGGAAUCACUUCUGUUCCAUUAUGUUUCGUAAGUUCAGCGAACGGAAGUUCGUUAAACGCCUCUAGGCUUAGCGAACGUGACAGUGUAGUUUACCCUCGUAUUGUGACAUUAAUACGCAAUGGUACAAAACCCAGACGAAUAAUGCGCUUACUAUUAAAUAAACGAAACAGUCCAAGCUUUGAUCAUGUAUUAACUGCUAUUACUCAAGUCGUUCGCUUGGACACAGGCUAUGUAAGAAAAGUCUUUACACUGAGAGGAUCUUCCGUAACUCAGCUUGCCGAUUUCUUUGGAACAGAUGAUGUUUUCUUUGCCUAUGGUACUGAACGCAUAAAUACUAUAGAGGAUUUUAAAUUAGAGGCAGAAGAGCAACGAUCUAUUAAUGCCAUACGAAAGACUUUAAGAACUGCGGGAACUACCUGCAAAGGACCUAAGCCUAAGAUGCCUGUGAAGAGCAAAAACGUCUAUGCGCCUUUGAUAGAACCUGAUAUUAAAGAGCCGCCCAUUUCUUUAGCAGAUGAACAAGCCGAGUUGCUUAAGAGUACGGGCAUACAGCUUAAUGAUUUGCCUUCUGGAAUUCGGGAGAAUUACAGUAUAGGCCGUAUUAUCGGCGACGGAAACUUUGCUAUUGUGCUUAAAAUUAAAAAUCGUGAAAACAAAAAAUCCUAUGCUUUAAAAAUAAUUGAUAAGAGCAAAUGUAAAGGCAAAGAGCAUUAUAUUGAUGCCGAAGUGCGGGUCAUGAAAAAAUUGAAUCAUCCGCAUAUUAUAUCUCUUAUCAUGGAUGUUGAUCAAGAGAACAACAUGUAUUUGGUGCUGGAGUAUGUUAGCGGUGGUGAUCUAUUCGACGCAAUUACACAGGUGACUCGCUUCUCUGAACGGCAGUCGCGGAUUAUGAUUAGGCAUUUAGGCUCCGCCAUGUCUUAUUUACAUUCCAUGGGUAUAGUGCACAGAGAUAUUAAACCCGAGAACCUCCUUGUUGAACUGGAUAAGCAUGGAAACGUGCUUGAGCUUAAAUUAGCUGACUUUGGGCUAGCCUGUGAAGUUACCGAACCACUCUAUGCCGUUUGUGGAACUCCCACUUAUGUGGCACCGGAGAUAUUGCUGGAAGUUGGUUAUGGACUAAAGAUUGAUGUUUGGGCCGCUGGUAUUAUUUUGUAUAUACUUCUAUGUGGGUUCCCGCCGUUCGUCGCACCAGAAAACCAACAAGAACCUCUUUUUGACGCUAUCAUAUCGGGUAUCUACGAGUUUCCCGACCCUUACUGGUCAGACAUUGGUGAUGGAGUCCGCGAUCUUAUCGCUAAUAUGUUGCAAUCCGAUCCUGCGGUUCGUUUUACGAGCGAAGAUAUCUUAGACCACUAUUGGACUAUGGACAACGAAGAUAAAUGUUGUGAUUUCAGCAGAUGAAUUAUGGCCGUGUGGGGUGUUUAAAAAAUUUCACUACCACUCACGACCAAAUAGAUGCCGCAGUCCAGUAGUUUUUGUGUUACGUAUAUUAUAACGCUAAUAUUUAUAAAUUAAUUUAUGUAUUAAGUUUUCUAUUGAUACCUACUAAGACACUUGUCAAAUAACGACAGCAGUUUGAAACUUGUAUGAGGUACCAUCAAAUUUCUUAAAAAUUCCAAUAUUUAAGUCGAUAAAUAUGGCUUGAGUUAUUUUAAAUAAAUUUUCGUAUGGGGUUAAAUUUAUAUAAAA